Molecule: messenger RNA, 2931 nt
Organism: Gamsiella multidivaricata
Lineage: Eukaryota; Fungi; Mortierellomycota; Mortierellomycetes; Mortierellales; Mortierellaceae
Product: exocyst complex component Sec10-domain-containing protein
Exons: 8
Coding region: 1-2931 (976 amino acids)
Biological process (GO): exocytosis; Golgi to plasma membrane transport
Cellular component (GO): exocyst; cytoplasm
Molecular function (GO): protein binding
Source: RefSeq, a predicted model, not a curated record
AUGGAGCUCGUCUUUGAUAUGGACGACUUUGAGGGACGGGGGUCAACCGACCUGAUAACUACCUCCAUCCCCGUCCUUCCACCAGACCUGCUCCUCAAAUGCCUUCAGUAUCUCCCCGUAUCAUCUCUACCCGCUGUCGCGCAGGCCUGCCGUCGCCUCAAGGUCAUUGUCUACAGCGAUGAGCUCUGGGAAUCCAAGUUGGUGGCUAUGGGCAUUGGUUUUGGAGCAGGAAGCGGCAAGGGGUCGGGGAGCGGCAACAGCAACAACAACGAGAACCUAAUUGAUGGACCCAACGUCUCCUUACCCCGGUUCCCCGUUCAUGGAUCCAACAUUUCAGAGAUUACCCGGAAGCGGAUAUCGGCCAACGCUAACGAGACCAUCAGGGGAUCGUCCGUUUCGACUGCAGCUAUUAAUGGCAACAGGAUCAGUCUGUCGGCCUUUUCGGAGGAUGGGAUUCGAUCCAGUCUCGAGUCAGAAUUCUCCUUCACAAUAAAACCGCGCGUGCAGAUCCCAGGGUUACCAGGAGAUCCAUAUUCAAUGAUCCAGGGCCGCAGGGUCAACCAUGGGGCGAGGGAGCAGUUCAAGCAGAUUUACUGUGAACUAUGGCCCUACUACGUGGACUUUCGACAGGCCAACAAGGACAGCAAAGUGAUCCAGGAGUUUGGGAAGUCGGUCUUGGACGUCGCAAGGAUGUUGGCACGACUCUUGGCAUUUUCAAAGGCGCAUCUGGCCGAGGAUUCAGAUAAUAUCAACGAGAACCUUCAAGGGACAUGCGAGUACUUUGAGAACCGAUGUCUGCACCUUUUCGAAGUUGCAUAUGAUUCGAGGGACACGUCCGAGAUGGCGAAAUACGCCGGAGUACUGCUGGAUCUUAACGGCGCUCAGGCUUGCAUCCAGAUCUUUAUCCAGAAGAACGGCAUCUUUUUCGAUAACAAUUAUGAAGCAGGCGAGAAUCUCAAGCAAUACGAGGUAUGGUUCUUACAACCGAUCGUCGUGCGUGAGAACAGCGCCUUCCCCGAGUUCACACCGAUGCGACUGUUCAUGGAGUUCACAGAAAUGGAGUUCAAAAAGCAAGCUGUCAUCAUCCACGAGGUGUUCCCGGAAGAAGCGGACGUCCUUUUCAGUUUCACGGAGCGCGUCUUUGAGGAUGUGAUUUCAGAAUACUGUUCCCAGCUAUUUGAUCUAUGCAGCAUGCGGGACAAAUUGCUCUACCUGAAAUCGGUCCCGAGCGCGUAUCGGUAUCUGGAGCACCUAGAGAAUGUAUUAAUCAACAUGGAGCCGAUCCAUGUGCCGCGGUAUCGAAUUGAGAAACUGCUUGCCAGAGUGUUUGCACCAUGGCUGGAGCAAUAUCUAAAGAACGAGUUGGAUUGGGUCCAAAAGUCAUGCAAGGACCAAAUCGAUAAAUACGAGCGGCAGAAGGACAAUGGGAACAAAGAAACGAAGCGCAUGAAUCCUAGGAACCGAGAAGUGUUUAAGCGGAACUUCUUGAGGGGGUUCAGGAAUGUCAUAACACUGCCAUACAAGAUCUCGUCCUCGAUCGUUGCGGGUGUCACGGCAUCGACUUCAUCCACUGCUUCGUCGCCGGCUCCUAGUUCGUCCUCGACUCCAGCACCAACAAUGUCAUCAGCCUUAUCUGCAUCCAGCCCAACGACAACCACAGUAGCAUCCACCACCGCCACCGCCAUCAACCCCACCAUCGCCACCACCACAGCCCCAGCAAAGGGCAACAAUCGGUUUUCGAUUCGAUCUAUUUCUUCCUCGACAGGCUCCAGUAAUUCUACGGCACCAUCGGGAUCAACGACCUCUGCACCGGAUACACCAACGACAGUGUCGUCGACUUCAUUCAUGCCCGAGCGGAAAUCGAUCUCUCUGGCAAGUGAUACAGACAGUGUGAGGAGUGCGCCUGUAGGAGUUGAGCAACAGCAGGCAGUGACGGUACAGGAGGUCGAGGAGGAGAUGAAUUCACUUCUGAGCGUUGAGCUGGCUCUACAUUUGAUCCAUCUGGACAAAGAUGCGCUGCAGCGGUUGAGUGCGUUUGCAGGACUGGGAGGUGUCCUUGGAGGGCGAGUGCAAAAGACGAUCGAGUUAGUGUUUAUUGCGCUGUUGCGGUCGAUGGGUCAACAGCAUAUCAAGCCUGGAUUUGCAGCUGCGAUCCAGCAACUUGGACGAUACAAGCCGACGACGACACACGGAGGCGGUGUUACUCCACUCAUGGAUUUUUUUGAGCUGGUGCACGUUGCGGAUCUGAUCCUUCAAAUGGUACAAGUGUACUAUGCUGAGGAGAUGUGCAAACAUAUUGACAAGAUGGAUUUCUUGAACGAGGCCAAUAAGGAAAAGAAGGCAUUUGAGCGCAUGAUCGACGACGGUGUUGCGGCUGGACUGGACAAGAGUAUCGAGGUACUUAUUGGACAGGUUGAGUACAUCUUGACGACCAUGCAGCUGCCGACGGAUUAUAACCCUGAUGAGAACACGGAUAUCGAGCUCCAGCCUACGCAUGCUUGUCGAGAGGCGGUAACAUGUUUGACGACGCACACAAAGAUACUGAACGGAUGCACGGACAAACAUACCCUGGACGUAUUCUUUCAAGAACUUGGACUCCGUCUCUUCAACUGUUUGACGAAACAUCUGCGCUCAAACAUCGUGUCCUCCCAGGGUGGGUUCGUACUGAUCUGCGAUCUGAACCAUUACUACAACUUUAUCGCUGGCCUCAAACAGCCGGUAUUGACGCCCAACUUCUUGGCGCUGAAGGAGCUCGGUAACCUGUUUAUUAUCCAGUCGCCUUCGGAUCUAAAGCAGCUCAUCCACGACAUGGAGCGGUUCGGGGGGAUCUUGCGAGUCGAGGAUGUGUUUGAGUUUGCGGAGAUGCGAUCGGAUUGGAAGAGUAUUCAGCGGAUCGUCGAACGCGAUCGACUGGAAUGUGUCCUCAUGUAA